UUUCAGUUGCGGCUUCAAAAUCUGGCAGUGCAGAUUCAAGGUCGUAUAGAGACGUCCAGCAUUCAUCUCCUCCUCCACUGAAAAAGCCUAAAGCGCCUGCACCUGGAGUUAUGACUUCAAAACCUACCAGUGCUAUCUCAGGACAAGUCAGUAAUAUGAGAGAAGAUUCAAAAGCAGAAAUAAAAAGUGACACUACAGAAGCAAGGAAAACUAUUCUAAAACAAGAAAUUGAUUUGAGAAUUCAAGUAGUCUCAUCACCAUGCAGUCAAAUUUGUCCUAAAUAUCAGCAUAAGAAAGAAUUAAGUGGCCUUGCUGAGACCUAUGAAAAGAAACAAAAUCAGAAAACUGGAAUGAAAGUUGAAGAGCUUCCCAUGAAAACUCUGAGUGAAAAAGAAAAGAGAAAAAAAGUAGACAGAAAGAAAUAUACUAAGAACAGAACAAGGAAAAGAAGGUGGAGAAUGGUCAAUCAAGGAAAGGAAAUAACGAAAAAAGGGAACAAAAGAUAGGCAUGAAGAAGAUGGAAGACAAAGACAAGGGGUUUAAAUACAAGAAGGGAUAUGAAGAUACCAAAGACAAGGACACAAAAGAAAGUGAAGACAAGAAAGGAGAUGAAGAUAAGGAUAAGAAAGGAUAUGCGAACAAGGACAGCAAGGACAAGGAGGGAGACAAAGACAUGGAGGACCAGGACAAGAAGAAGGAUGAGGACAAUAUGGGACAGAAAGAUAAGGACAUGACGGAGGGUAAAAACAAGAAGGGAGAAGACAAAGAGGGAGAUGAAGACAAGGAGGAAAAUAAAAAGGACAAGGACAAGAAGGGGUAUGAAGACAAGGAGCAACAAGACAACAAGGACAAGGACAUGAAGGAAGAUACAGACAAGAAGGGAGAACAUAAGGAGAGAGAAGACAAAGAUGAAGACAAUGAGGACAAAGAGAACAAGAAGAAUGAGGACAAGGAUAAAGAAGGUGAAGACAAGGAGGACAAGGACAAGGAUGAGGAUGAGGACAAGGACAGGCAGGGACAUGAAGACAAGGAGCAGGAAAAAGGCAUGGAUGACAAGGACGUGAAGGGAGAUAAAGACAAGGAUGAGAAGGGAGAACAUAAGGAGAGAGAAGAAGACAACGAUGGAGAUGAAGACAAUGAGGGCCAAGAGAAUAAGAAGAAUGAGAGCAAGGAAAAAGGAGAUGAAGACAAGGAGGGCAAGAACCAGAAGGAGGAUGAGGAUGAGGUUAGGAAGGGACAGGAAGACAAAGAGAACAAGGAGGUUGAGGAUAAGGAUAAGGAAAAUGAAAACAAGGACAAGAAUGAGGAUAAGGACGAGGUUAGAAAGGGACAGGAAGACAAGGAGAGCAAAGAGGAUGCAGACAAGGAUAAGGGAGAUGAAGACAAGAGAGAAGAUGAUACGGAGAACAAGGACACAAAGGAAGAUAAAGACAAGGACAAGAAAGAAGAUGACAAGGAGGGAGAUGAAGACAAGUAGGAAAAGGCAAGAAGGAAGAUGAAUACAAGAAGGGAGUUGAAGGAGAACAAAAGUAUGAAAGGAAUCUAUGAAAAAAAUGGGUGAAAUAGUGGGUAAAUGGAACAUGAAGGAAAUAGACCAGAAAGAUGCUGGGAAGAGAAUGAGCCAGUGAUAAGAGAUCACACUGAAGAAAAACAAUAGCAUCGCCUUUUAUAAACAAACAAUAGACAUAAAUAAUACAACUUAGACACCCCAGUCAUCAGUGGUACAAAUUAAAAUAAUAACCCCUUACAUUAUCUUUAGUCAAAAAUCACUGCUCCUUUGUUUACAGUCUGACAGAAGGUCCUUCAUAAUUUUCAUUUCUUUAGUUACCUCUGUCCCAAGAUUUAGCUUCCAAAUGUUUUUUCAAACUUUAUAUUCAUGAGGCAUCAUUGUAAGGAAAAUAAAAUUUUGUGAAAUAAAACCAAUAAAAAUGUUAUUUUUAUGAAAUAUGAUAUUUCCCUGUCUAACCCUGUCAUAUUACUUAGCUCCUACUCAGUACAACACUCAUAAAAGAAUGUAAAAAUAUUUUCAUCAUCAUAAGAUAAACAUAGCAGCCAGUAUUGUGGCUCACUAUGUUAAGCCAUUGCUUCCAAUUCCAGCAUCCCAUAUAGGAGUGCCUGUUCCAGUUCUCACUACUCCUCUUCUGAUUCAUCUCCCUACUAAUGCACUUGGAAAAGCGACAGAUGA
Molecule: messenger RNA, 2185 nt
Organism: Oryctolagus cuniculus (rabbit)
Lineage: Eukaryota; Metazoa; Chordata; Mammalia; Lagomorpha; Leporidae
Source: RefSeq, a predicted model, not a curated record